Molecule: messenger RNA, 411 nt
Organism: Necator americanus (New World hookworm)
Lineage: Eukaryota; Metazoa; Nematoda; Chromadorea; Rhabditida; Ancylostomatidae
Exons: 2
Coding region: 1-411 (136 amino acids)
Source: RefSeq, a predicted model, not a curated record
AUGGGGUUGCAGGAGUCAUAUAGGCUACCGAAAUGGAAAAGGACUAGGAUGGCGAUCUGUACUUAUAACGCACGUACGCUUGCAUCGGAAGCGGCCAUCGAAGAUCUGAUGAUUAGAGGUGUUGGUGGAGUUGACGUCAACACGAGUAUGGUAAAGAACAUCGACUCUUUCGAACAACUUACGACCCGAAUCGGACGUCUGCGGAUGAGAAGAUGUGGUCCAUCACCAGCUUUGACUAUCUUCGUCGCUUACGCCCCAACAUCAAGCUACGAAGAAGAAGUCGAAGCUUUCUAUAUAGACCUGGAGAAGUUCUACCGAGAAGAUCAUGCCUUCUACAAGGUCAUAAUUGGCGAUUUCAACGCCAAAGUUGGUCCAAGAAGAACGCCGGAGGAACGGCCUACAGUGGAAUGA